This is a messenger RNA of Drosophila eugracilis, 693 nucleotides long. Its product is annotated as mitochondrial transcription rescue factor 1. The transcript is spliced from 3 exons. Lineage: Eukaryota; Metazoa; Arthropoda; Insecta; Diptera; Drosophilidae. The record is from RefSeq and is a predicted model, not a curated record. Bases 88 to 657 code for a protein of 189 amino acids.
GUAGUUGGCAACGCGGCUGCAUCAGCUGUAGUUUUUAGGUUAUGUUAUUCAGUUUGUUAUCGUAAUUUUAAGGCGCCCGCACAUAAAAUGCUCCGGAGUUUACGUCAAAUAGCAAGACUAGGAAGAUUCCUAAAGUCUCCAGUUCCCACCAGAAGUCUUCUUAAACUACCAGCAAACGUCCAACUUCAGACUCCUUUGCAUACCAGUGUUACUUUGUGGAAAUAUGACAAAAAAUCUUCGCGAGCGUCAGAUGAUUUGGAUAGCGACGACGAAGAUGAUGAGGAUUUUAAAGACGAAAGGGACUCCAAGGUAGUAAAGACAAAAGUAAACUCACUCCGCGCCGAUCUUUUACUGAAAGCUGGACUAGGCAUGGCCAGGAACAAAGUGGAACUGAAUUUCUAUGAGAGCAAAAUACGCGUCAAUGGAAAAAAGCUUUCCAAGAAGAGUAUCCAGCUCGAAAUCGGCGAUGAUAUAGAUGUAAUUAGAGGUUUCAGCCAAACGAACCCUUCUCAUCUAGUCGUGGCCCGUGUCUCAAUCCUUUCCGCUAGCGAACGCGAGGAAGGAGUCAGCGUCCACUUGCGACGAUACAAAUCCCUACUGGUCGAGAACUACCGUGGACCCAACGCCUUCAAAUCCUCAGAGCCCGUCGUUCAUUAAUCAAUGUUAAGAAUAAAUAGAUAAUGAUGCUGAAAA